Messenger RNA from Aspergillus luchuensis, 270 nucleotides. RefSeq names its product dolichol phosphate-mannose biosynthesis regulatory protein. Bases 1 to 270 code for a protein of 89 amino acids. Gene Ontology annotation, molecular function: enzyme regulator activity. Gene Ontology annotation, cellular component: endoplasmic reticulum membrane; dolichol-phosphate-mannose synthase complex. NCBI's taxonomy places the organism in Eukaryota, Fungi, Ascomycota, Eurotiomycetes, Eurotiales, Aspergillaceae. The transcript is spliced from 3 exons. The record is from RefSeq and is a predicted model, not a curated record. Gene Ontology annotation, biological process: GPI anchor biosynthetic process.
AUGCUGGGCUCUAUCGUCGGAUCCGCCAUGCUCCUGGUCGCUACUGCGAUCUUUCUCUACUACACCACCUGGACUUUGUUGAUGCCCUUCGUCGACCCGGGUCACCCUCUCCACGAUCUCUUCCCUCCCCGUGUCUGGGCCAUCCGUAUCCCCGUUUUCCUUACUCUGCUCGGUUCCGCCGUGGUUGGCACGUUCAUAGGAAUUGUGAUGAUCAACAGCAACAAGAAGAAGGCAGCUAAGGCUAAGGCCGCGGCCAAGAAGAAGACCUAA